AUGACCUCACGCAGUCACGUCGUCGAGAGAGGCGGCGGAGCCGGGGAUUGGCUGGCGGCGGCUCAGCGGCACUUCAAAGCCGGCGAGGGAGCUACAAUUGUGGUGGAAUGGGCGGAACUGAUCAUUGUAUUGCACACCUCUAAAAAAAACACUGCCUCUGAUUUAUCAAUAUAAAAAAGAUCCUCUGAGAGGAGGGCACUUUUGUGUGAUGGCAACUUCACUUCUAGGGGAGGAACCGCGGGUAGGCUCCACGCCGCUGGCCAUGCUUGCCGCGACCUGCAACAAGAUCGGCAGCCCCAGCCCCUCGCCGUCCGCCCUCUCGGACAGCGCGUCCUCCUUCGGCAAAGGCUUCCAUCCCUGGAAACGCUCCUCCUCUUCGUCCUCGGCGGGCAGCUGCGGCGCCGUGGGCUCUGGCCUGCCGGGCUUCGGCGUGGCGGGCGCGGCGCGGAACGGCUCCUCGGCGGCGGCGGCGGCGGCAGCAGCGGCGGCGGCGGCGGCCGCUCUAGUCUCGGACUCUUUCAGCUGCGGCGGCUCGCCGGGCUCCAGCGCUUUCUCCCUCACCUCCAGCAGCGCGGCGGCCGCCAGCUCGCCCUUCGCCAACGACUACUCCGUCUUCCAGGCGCCGGGUAGCGGCGGCGGCGGCGGCGGAGGCGGCGGCGGUGGGGCGGCGGGACAGGAGGCGGCGGCGCACCAGCCCGUCUUCAUCUCCAAGGUGCACACGUCGGUGGAAGGGCUCCAGGGCAUUUACCCGCGGGUGGGCAUGGCGCACCCCUACGAAUCCUGGUUCAAGCCCUCGCACCCGGGGCUGGGCGCCGGCGAGGUGGGUUCGGCGGGCGCCUCCAGCUGGUGGGACGUGGGGGCCGGCUGGAUCGACGUGCAGAGCCCCAACGGGGCGGCCUCGCUGCCUGGCUCGCUUCAUCCAGCUGCCGGCGGGCUCCAGACCUCGCUCCACUCGCCGCUGGGCGGCUACAACUCGGAUUACUCGGGCCUGGGCCACUCAGCCUUCAGCAGCGGCGCCUCCUCGCACCUCCUCAACCCUGCCGGGCAGCACCUCAUGGACGGAUUUAAGCCGGUGCUACCCGGCUCCUACCCGGACUCGGCCCCCUCGCCGCUGGCCGGCGCCGGUGGCUCCAUGCUGGGCGGCGGCCCCGCCGCACCUCUGGCCGCCUCUCCGCGCUCCUCCGCCCGCCGCUACUCGGGUCGUGCCACCUGCGACUGCCCCAACUGCCAGGAAGCCGAGCGGCUGGGGCCAGCCGGGGCCAGCCUGCGGCGCAAGGGGCUGCACAGCUGCCACAUCCCCGGCUGCGGCAAGGUCUAUGGCAAGACCUCGCACCUGAAGGCGCACCUGCGCUGGCACACGGGCGAGCGGCCCUUCGUCUGCAACUGGCUCUUCUGCGGCAAGCGCUUCACCCGCUCCGACGAACUGCAGCGGCAUCUGCGGACCCACACGGGCGAGAAGCGCUUCGCCUGCCCCGUCUGCAACAAGCGCUUCAUGCGCAGCGACCAUCUCAGCAAGCACGUCAAGACCCACAGCGGCCCCGGCGGCGCCGGCGGCCCGGGCGGCGGCGGUCCCGGCGGCGGCCCCGGCCCCGGAGGCAAGAAGGGCAGCGACACCGACAGCGAGCACAGCGCGGCCGGCAGCCCGUCCUGCCACUCCCCGGAGCUGCUGCCGCCCCCCGAACCCGGCCACCGCAACGGCAUGGAGUGA
Molecule: messenger RNA, 1708 nt
Organism: Apus apus (common swift)
Lineage: Eukaryota; Metazoa; Chordata; Aves; Apodiformes; Apodidae
Gene: SP8
Product: Sp8 transcription factor
Exons: 2
Coding region: 209-1708 (499 amino acids)
Biological process (GO): regulation of transcription by RNA polymerase II
Molecular function (GO): DNA-binding transcription factor activity, RNA polymerase II-specific; RNA polymerase II cis-regulatory region sequence-specific DNA binding
Source: RefSeq, a predicted model, not a curated record